Messenger RNA from Cydia pomonella (codling moth), 442 nucleotides. Its product is annotated as chorion class CA protein ERA.1-like. The transcript is spliced from 2 exons. The coding region runs from base 22 to 369 and encodes 115 amino acids. The record is from RefSeq and is a predicted model, not a curated record. NCBI's taxonomy places the organism in Eukaryota, Metazoa, Arthropoda, Insecta, Lepidoptera, Tortricidae.
UCUAUUGCAGAAGAAUUCAAUAUGUCCCGCUACGCAGUAAUUGUGUUGUGUGCUAUGGCAUUCCUGGUUCAGGCUGUGCUUAGCCAGCAGUGCGGUUGCAAUCAAAUCUCUUACGGCAAGUCCGGAGCGCUGCUCAGCGGAAUAAGCUCGAGUUCAUCCAGCAGCUCUGGCAAGAGCUCCGCUUCCUCUGCGUCGUACGGCGGCUCGGGCACCGGGCAGGUUGGCGUGACCGGCGACAUCGGCGCGAGCGGCACCACCGCCGUCGUAGGUUCCGUGCCCGUGCUUGGCUCGGUAACGUUCGGCGGCAAGGUGCCCGCGUCCGGCUCCGUGUCCAUCUCCGGACAGUGCGGAUGCGGUUGCAAAGCAUAAUUCUCGUUAUAAUUAUGAACACGAAAAAACACGAUCAAAUGGCAUUUCAUUGGUAAUAAAAUUGUGCAGCAGU